AAAAAACAAAAAUGUUGGACAUAACGCGAGAUCGACCGGUAAAGGUGGCCGUUAAAGUGGCAGUGCCCGUUAGGGAUCAUCCAAAGUUCAAUUUCGUUGGCAAAUUGCUCGGGCCCAAAGGAAACUCCAUGAAACGUUUACAGGAAGAGACCAUGUGUAAAAUGGCGGUGCUCGGUCGCGGUUCGAUGCGCGAUCGUAAAAAGGAGGAAGAGCUGCGCGGCAGCGGUGACAGUCGUUAUGCACACCUCUUCGAAGAUUUACAUGUGGAAAUUUCAACAUUUGCUGCACCGGCGGAAGCCCAUGCUCGCAUAGCGUAUGCCUUGGCGGAAGUACGAAGAUUUCUGGUGCCG
Molecule: messenger RNA, 350 nt
Organism: Musca vetustissima
Lineage: Eukaryota; Metazoa; Arthropoda; Insecta; Diptera; Muscidae
Product: KH domain-containing, RNA-binding, signal transduction-associated protein 2-like
Exons: 2
Biological process (GO): regulation of alternative mRNA splicing, via spliceosome
Cellular component (GO): nucleus
Molecular function (GO): mRNA binding
Source: RefSeq, a predicted model, not a curated record